Molecule: messenger RNA, 1519 nt
Organism: Klebsormidium nitens
Lineage: Eukaryota; Viridiplantae; Streptophyta; Klebsormidiophyceae; Klebsormidiales; Klebsormidiaceae
Source: the annotation of a GenBank genome assembly
CACUUUUCCACCCCACGCGAAGGAGACAGGUUCCUGGUUUCACCAUGGGCCAAACUUCCAGCUACACCACAUUGCGCUUGCAAACCAUUUUGAACCACAGCCGCCUUGCACAUUUUCCCAUCUUUCUAUUCGGAGAGAAAAGGUUCUUAGCGAAGUACUCUUUGCAGAGUCUGAGGGAACAUGGCUCACGCCGCUGUCGGACGGCUUGCGGUGCCUUUGGCAUCGCCCGAGCUUCUGAGAGCAACAAGCAACAGGUCAGCAAGCACCAGCUGCUGUUCCGCAGCUUAUGCGCUUCCAUCUUCUUCCGGGGGGGCAGCCCUGAAACGAAACAGGGCAGGACUUAGCUUUUUGGGGCAGGGGGUUGUGCGGGGUUUUGAGGCGCAAGCUGGCGGAGUUAGAAUGGCUCUAGCAGUGCACCAUGAGGGGGACCCAUCUACUGUGAAUCCAACUGGUUUGCACGAGACCAUGCUCGACAAUGUUUCAGCAAGUGAGGUGUUUCAUGAUGAGGACAAGGGCAUCACGUGCUACGAGACUCCCCUGGGGGAGAUUGUGUGCGAGGGAAUCGACGACGGUCCGCAUUUUUCGUCCAAGGAGCUGCCUCAGGCCAAGAGGAUGGUUGGCGCACUUCACAGCGGGCUGGACCAGGUCAAGGCCCGCGCCAUGAAAGUGCGGAGGGCAUUGCGCGACAACGAGCCCCUCGAAGGCGCCAUGUGUGUGACAGACAGUGAGGGGCACGUCGAGUGUGACGGAUUGGACGAAAGCCACGUUUGCAUGUAGGAACAAAAAGGUUUAGCUGGGUGCUUUUGUGGGCAUGCACUGUGCGGGAGACAUGCAUGCCGGGACCUCCGAUUAUCCGAAACGAGGUUGCCCAAGGCUCGGGGCUAGAAAGGGCCAGGAAGAAUGUUUUCGAAGUCGCCAUUGUGAACCUGGCUGCAGGAGGCCUGAGUUCAAUUGUAUUUGAGGAUUAAGGGGAGGGUGUGGGCCCGGGGGGUAAUACACAAAUGGUGACGUGUUGUUUAGGUCAGAUCAAGGAGCUGCUUGUGUCCAGGGAUGAGCGCCGUAAACCGGGCGCCGUGGCUUUCAAGCUUUGAGGCAUGCCCACAGUGUGUGUGUUGUGUGAGCUGAAGUCACACCAAACAAGAUGACGGUUUCUCAGAGAGCCAUUGUGCAAACCCGUUUAUUAGCUGACGUGGACUACAAGAUUUUCAGCGGCCUGGAGGGGGGUGAGACCCAAGGCACAUGAACUAGAACAAGUUUGCCGAACGAUGGUGCUUCGGUUUUCCAUCAAAAUUAGUAGAACCUAGUAGUAACGCAGAUCCGGCACAGGGACAGUCAACAAGGUAAAGGUUGAGGUGACAAGGCAGCCGCCAUUAGGGGGCAUCUCGCAGUAGUAAUCUCCUAUGUUUGCGCUUUGCUUGCGUAGGAUUGGCCACCGACGUGACUCAUCACCUGUAAAAUCAGCGCUUCUUGUGUCGCAAACCUUUGGGCCUGCUAGCUGUUCGUUGAUCGUUGUCCGGAG